AUGAUCAUGGCAAGCACACUUCUAGCACUCAUGGUGUGCUCGGCGGGCGUCCACGGCAAAGUUAUCAACUCUGUGAUAAUGAAAAUUAUUGCGGAUAUUUGGUCAAAUAACCAGUGGAAGGAAAAUGCCUAUGUCUUUAAAUUUAGCCAGCCAUGCCGAAAUUUUAAAGAAAAUGUUCCUGGAUUUUACGAGCAGCUUCUAAGGAAGAGAGAAGUUAAAGGCGCGUGCUUGUUUCGGCCUGGAGUUUACGAGAUCAAUGAUGCCCCAAUGAACUGGACUUUUCCAAAUAUUCCUAUCAUGCCGUAUAGACAGUACAGGGUCAGAAUAAUGGUUGGUAAAGCAGAAAACCUACAUGCAUGCUGGGUAGUAGAAUGUAGGACUAUUCCGAGGGGUCUGCAACUCGCCUCAGCCGUGUACUUUUGAGUAU
This is a messenger RNA of Frankliniella occidentalis (western flower thrips), 427 nucleotides long. RefSeq lists its product as uncharacterized. The coding region runs from base 1 to 423 and encodes 140 amino acids. The transcript has 3 exons. The record is from RefSeq and is a predicted model, not a curated record. NCBI's taxonomy places the organism in Eukaryota, Metazoa, Arthropoda, Insecta, Thysanoptera, Thripidae.